Chanos chanos (milkfish) is the source of this 1236-nucleotide messenger RNA. It is a transcript of the gene ltb4r2a, whose product is annotated as leukotriene B4 receptor 2a. Lineage: Eukaryota; Metazoa; Chordata; Actinopteri; Gonorynchiformes; Chanidae. Gene Ontology annotation, biological process: complement receptor mediated signaling pathway; positive regulation of cytosolic calcium ion concentration; inflammatory response. Gene Ontology annotation, molecular function: leukotriene receptor activity; complement receptor activity. The coding region runs from base 1 to 1236 and encodes 411 amino acids. The record is from RefSeq and is a predicted model, not a curated record. Gene Ontology annotation, cellular component: plasma membrane. The transcript has 4 exons.
AUGGCCCAGAACACCACUCUGCCCACGUCCUACAAUUCCUCCGUGCUUCAAAAGACUGCAGCCCCGCCGCUCUUCCCUCAAACUCCAUUUUUCUCCUCCUCCUCCUCCUCUUUCUUCCAUAAUACAUCUCCUCCACCAAACUCAAGCAAUUCGGUUGGAGAAGACAGCACCAUCCUUAGCAACAGCGGCGGGACUCUGGGCGGAGCACUCAUUUUAGGUUUGGUCUUCAUCCUGGGCGUUCCCGGGAACUUCUUCAUCAUCUGGAGCGUCCUGGCACGGGUCCGCCAACGCUCCAUCACCACCCUCCUCAUCCUCAACCUGGCCUUUGCAGAUGGCUCGCUGAUGGUGCUAACGCCUUUCUUUUUAGUCUACUUGGUGAAACGGAGUUGGGUUUUUGGUGUCGGUCUGUGCAAGCUUCUUUUUUACUUGUGCUGCGCCAACAUGUACGCCUCCAUCUUCCUCAUCAUGCUUAUGAGUUUGUACAGGCUGGUAGCUGUGGUUUGGCCGAGGCGAAUCGCCGCCCUUACAAAAUGGAGGAGCGUACUACGCGUAAUUGCGUGUAUGUGGACGCUGGUUCUGGUCGUUUCCGUGCCGGUACUGGUCUUCAGGGAUGUUAAGAGAUCUCCAGUGCAGAGCUUCGUUUGCAAUAGCUAUCACUCCCUGCCGGCAUACACGGCGUUACAAUACCUGCUAGAGACGUUCCUGGGGUUCCUGCUGCCUUACGGAGUGAUCGUGGGAAGUUACGUUUGCAUUCUACGCAGAAUUCGCCGGACCCGAUUCCGCCGCAAACUGCGCAGUGAGAAACUCAUUCUGGCCAUUGUCAUCACCUUUGGAUUGUUCUGGCUGCCCUAUCACAUCAUAAACUUGGUGCAGGUGGCAGCUGAAUUGAGCCCUGCAGGAUCUCCUCUUCAUGAGAAACUGGAGUCUAUAUGGAAGUCCUGUCGCGCUCUCACUUCCACCGUCGCUUUCGUCAGCAGCUGCGUCAACCCCGUGCUGUACACUUUUGCCGCCAAGUCGUACAUCCGCCGCGAGGGCCUGGCGUUCAUGGCGCGGCUCUUUGAAGGGGCGGGGCUGGACGUGAUGCGGAAAAGCAGGCAGAGCAGCCAGAACAGCCGCGAGAGGGACAAAGACAGGGACGGCGAGGGGGCGGAGCUUCAGGACAAAGAGUCGGAAUCUAUCAGCAGCACCAAUGCCACCGCCAAUCUCAAAAUUGUCCCUCUGAAAAAUGGCAAGUGA